GAAAUAAUCCUCUCCAGCUCCCAGGGCACAGUCAUGGAAUUUUAAAAAUAGGGAACUUUGUUAACCGUGAAAUACUGUCUGAGAUUUAAAAGCUUGUGGAGCUCCAGAUAAAUAAUCAUUUGUCUAUCUUCUGAAGAAAUUCCUUUGGCUACCAGUUUAUCCUGUGAACUGCAACGCACCCAUCUCCAUCCAAGUUGGACUCAAGGUAAAGGAAGAGUGGAAAUGUGCUUCUGGACAAAGCUUUCAGUAGUUUGGGUGCCCUUGUUCCUUCUGCUCGGUUGUGUCCCUUCUGCUGAGACAGACACACCCUCAGCCCAGGACAGCAGCAGCUCUGGGAGUCCAGGGCAACUGGCAGAUACACUACGAGCUCUCGCUGCGGGUGACCACCCAUCCCUCAACCACUCAAGAAACCUCAUCAGAACGUUGUUGGAGAAAGCUGGGUGCCCACAGAGGAGAACCGGAAUGCAAGGAGAUUGUAAUCUGUGUUUUGAACCAGAUGCCCUGUUGCUACUAGCUGGAGGAAAUUUUGAAGAUCAGUUUCAGGAAGAAGUGAUCCAGAGAGUUUCUCUUCUCCUCCUCUAUUACAUUGUCCAUCAGGAAGAGAUCUGUUCUUCAAAGCUCAACAUGAGUAAUAAAGAGUAUAAAUUUUACCUACACAGCCUGCUGAGCCUCAGGCAGGAUGAAGACUCCUAUUUCCUUUCACAGAAUGAGACAGAAGAUAUCCUGAGUUUCACCAGACGGUACUUUAAUACUUCCAGGGGCCAGUGUAUGGAAACCAAAACACUGCAGAAACAAUCCGGAAUCCUAAACAAACAUGGUGCUGAUGAAAAUACACUUCCUCAACUGGCAGCAACGAUCAUCUCUUUGUCCCUCCAAGGUGUUUGUCUGGGACAAAGAAAUUUGCCUUCACCAGACUAUUUCACAGAAUAUAUUUUCAAUGUUUUGAAUAAUACCAAUACCCUCCACCUAUCAGAACUAGACCAACUCCUCAACACUCUCUGGACCAGAAGUACCUGUAUCAAAAAGGAUAAAAUCCAUCAACUUCAAAGGAAACAAAGCAACCCAGCAAUCCAUGAUUGGGACUACCCCAAUCUAUCUGUCUCCAUGGACAAAGAGUUGGAUGCAGGUCCAGUUUCUUUGGAUCAGACUUGCUUCUCUGCUAGACAGCUGGUGGAGAUAUUUCUACGGAACAGCCACCCUUUGUCCAUCUCUAAGGAGGACUUUAAGCAAAUGAGUCCUGGUAUCAUCCAGCAACUUCUCAGCUGCUCUUGCCAGCUGCCCCGGGACCAGCAAGCAAAGUUGCUCCCCAGCACUCUGGAAAAAUACGGCUACAGCACGGUGGCUGUGACUGUGCUCACACUGGGCUCCAUGCUGGGGACAGCACUGGUCCUUUUCCACAGCUGUGAGGAGAACUACAAGCUCAUUUUGCAGCUAUUCGUGGGAUUGGCUGUGGGAACACUGUCUGGAGACGCUCUGCUUCACCUUAUCCCACAGGUUCUUGGUUUACAUAAGCAGGAAGCCCCAGAAUUUGAACAUUUCCAUGAAAGCAAAGGUCAUAUCUGGAAACUGUUGGGAUUAAUUGGAGGCAUCCAUGGAUUUUUCUUGUUAGAAAAAUGUUUUGUUCUUCUUGUAUCACCAAAUGACAAGCAGGGCCUGUCACUGGUUAAUGGGCACAUGGGGCAUUCGCACCACCUUGAACUCAGCUCUGAACUAAGUGACCAGGCAGGCAGAGGCAAAUCUUCUUCAACUAUCCAGUUGAAAGGCCCAGAAGAUUCACAGACAGCUGAAAUUCCUUUAGGCAGCGUGACAUCUUCCAGCAGCAAAUGCAAAUCCAUUAGCUUGUUAGCAAUAAUGAUUCUGGUUGGGGACAGCCUGCAUAAUUUUGCAGAUGGCCUAGUGAUAGGAGCAGCCUUUUCAGCCUCAUCUGAGUCUGGAGUGACCACCACAAUUGCUAUCUUGUGUCACGAGAUUCCACACGAAAUGGGAGACUUUGCUGUGCUCUUAAGCUCUGGACUUUCCAUUAAGACUGCCAUUCUGAUAAAUUUUAUAAGUGCUCUCACAGCUUUCAUAGGACUGUACAUCGGCCUCUCAGUGUCAGCCGACCCAGGUGUCCAAGACUGGAUCUUCACGGUCACUGCUGGGAUGUUCCUAUAUUUAUCGUUGGUUGAAAUGCUUCCUGAAAUGACUCAUGUUCAAACACAACGCCCCUGGAUGAUGUUUCUCCUGCAGAACUUUGGAUUGACCCUAGGUUGGCUUUCUCUUUUACUCUUGGCUAUAUAUGAACAAAAUAUUAAAAUAUAAGUUAGCAUCCUCAAAAUCCUUCAGAAAUUAUUUUCUAUGGUCUUACUUUGUUUCCUCUGUUGUCAACUGUAAUCAUUUGUAAAUGAAGUAUUUUUCCUCUUGAUGAAGUGUGUGUCUAAGUUCAUCAACUUAUUAAUUUUAUAAUGUAAUUUUGUUUUUGGAGAUAUAAAAAAGGUCAAGCUGUCCUUAAUUGAAAUUUUGGUUUUAGUUUCCAACAUCAUUAUAAAAAUCAUUAUUUUUAGAAAGGAACAAGUAAGUUCUCAAUUCAUUCUAGUAAACUUUAAAAGAAAAUAUUGCGUGCCAAAGUAAAAAUGUUUGUAGCAUUUGAAGCGGACAGAUGCUGACUGGGACAAAAUCAACUGCAACUUCUUUGAUGUCAACUUAUUUUUUUUUUUUCUGUGAGAUUAUAAACUAUCAACAAACUAAGUGACCAAAAAUGUAAUAAAGUCUAGUUUUAAU
Nycticebus coucang (slow loris) is the source of this 2760-nucleotide messenger RNA. It is a transcript of the gene SLC39A12, whose product is annotated as solute carrier family 39 member 12. The record is from RefSeq and is a predicted model, not a curated record. Gene Ontology annotation, molecular function: zinc ion transmembrane transporter activity. Lineage: Eukaryota; Metazoa; Chordata; Mammalia; Primates; Lorisidae. Gene Ontology annotation, cellular component: membrane. Bases 223 to 2301 code for a protein of 692 amino acids. Gene Ontology annotation, biological process: zinc ion import across plasma membrane; intracellular zinc ion homeostasis. The transcript has 13 exons.